This is a messenger RNA of Malus domestica (apple), 1702 nucleotides long. The record is from RefSeq and is a predicted model, not a curated record. NCBI's taxonomy places the organism in Eukaryota, Viridiplantae, Streptophyta, Magnoliopsida, Rosales, Rosaceae.
UAAAAACCGUUUAACUAACACAUCAAUAACGGCGUCGCCAUCGACCGCCUUUCGAAUAGUAAAGGAAAAAUUAACGGCUACAUUGCGAUCCCUCCACUCUCUCUCUCUCUCUCUCUCUCUCUCUCUCUCUCUCUCUCUCUCUCGUUCAUCGGAAGACUUCCUUCUUGUCUCAGUUUUCUGUUCUCCUCUCACUCAUCCCCUCCCCCCAACCCCAAACAAAAGGAAAACAGAAACCCCCACUGUCAAAAUCGCAGUGACGGUGACAAGAAAGAUAGUCGGCGACUCUGCGGCGGUAGAAACCGAAACAGAGCACUCUUAUUUCUUCUAGAUCUCUUGGAGCAGAGUAACACAGAAGAAGAAGCACUGUAAUCUUGAGAAGAAGAUUCGAUUCUUGAAUUUGAGAGGAUAAAAUUAAACUUCAGUGUCUUUUGCAGAUUCUUUGCAAAGAUGAAUGAUUUGAUGACCAAAUCGUUCUUAAGUUAUGUGGAACUGAAGAAACAGGCGCAGAAGGACCUCGAAGCGGAUCUUGAUGUCGAAACAGGCGCAGGCAAACUCAACCCGUCCGGCCAAGAAAACCUCUCUCAGUUCUUCCAAGAAGUCGGAGCAAUCAAGGCCGACAUGGAAGAGAUCACCAAUCUCUUGCACGAUCUCCAUUGCCUGAACGAAGAGGCAAAGUCCACACACAGCGCCAAUAUUCUGCACGGGCUUAGAGACCGGAUGGAGUCUGACACGGUUGCAGUGCUUCGGAAAGCGAAGAUUAUCAAGGCGAGGCUCGAAGUGCUUGAUCAGUCUAAUGCGAUCAACAGAAAAAUGUCCAAUGUGUACAAGGAAGGAAGCACUGCGGAUCGGACUAGAAUGUCCAUCACCGGUGGCUUGAGAGUCAAGUUAAGGGAUCUGGUGGACAAUUUUCAAUAUCUGAUUCGGAUCGAAGGGAAGACGGAACUGGAUAUGGGGAACAAGGUCCGACACGAGGCGGUGAUUGAUAUCCAAGGAAGUCUGACUAAGCUUCAUCAGGUGUUUCUCGACAUGGCUGUUUUGGUUGAGGCACAAGGGGAAGACAUUGAAAAUAUCGAAGAGAAUGUGGCGAAUGCCGGUUAUUGCAUCAGUGGAGGCACAAACAGUCUUCAUUAUGCCAGCCAGAUGAAGAAGAAGAAGAAGUGGGUUUACUGGGUGUGGGCUGUGGGACUGAUUAUGUUGACUUGUGGCCAAGUGUCCAAGUGGACAACAAAACAAACAACUUUCGGCUAAUAAAUAAACCAAAAUAAAAAAAAGGUGAAAGACAUCAUGAUGAGGAGGCAUCAUGAUUAUGUUUGUUGAAAAGAAAAGUUGAUGGUCAUGAUGAUGUUUUUGAAUUUUUUAUUGGGUGAUGAUGAUGUCUCUUUGGCUUUUUCUUAAAGAAAAGAAUAAGGGUUCGGUUGGUGCAAUAAGAGAAAAAAAAAAGGCUCAUUUUGUUUUAGAGAAGAGUGAGUAGAGAGCUGCAGAGAAAAGGAGUGCAUCAGAAAAAUAGAAAGGGUGCAGCAACCCUUCGUUGAAGAGAAGAAGAAAGUGCUCUUCUUUUUAUUAGCAAUCAUCCAUCAUAAUUGUUGUUGUAAUAGCUUUGAGCUAUAUGUAUAGAGAAGAAAUUAUACAUUAUAUUUCUUUCUCUAUUUGUUUCUGUGGUGUGUGAGAGCUAUUGGGUGUAUUGGGUUAUUUGGGUUGUGAG